AUGAAUUUACUAUAUAUAUUAGUCUCAUCAAUUGUUUUAGAAACAUAUUCAGAAAUUGGUUCACUAACAGAAGACUUUAAUCAACUUCAAAGAUUUUAUCAAAGUGAAAAAGAUUAUGAAAUCGAAAUAAAAAAUGUGUUAGAAACAAAUGAACUUGUUCCUGAAAAUACUGAUAAUAUAGACGAUAAUGAAGAAACACAAUAUUUCGAUAAUCAAAAUACUAUUAAAGAAAAUAAUGAAGAGCAAGAAGCUAGUAAAAAAGUAACUACUCUUUUAGAUCAACAAGACAAAGAUACCUUUAUUCAUAAACUCUAUACUACAAUCUGUUGUAAAACUAGAAUAU
This is a messenger RNA of Scutellospora calospora, 343 nucleotides long. Lineage: Eukaryota; Fungi; Glomeromycota; Glomeromycetes; Diversisporales; Gigasporaceae. The record is from the annotation of a GenBank genome assembly.